UUGGCGGUGGGCGUCCCCGUGGUCUGCCUGCGGGGUCUGCGCCCGGCCUGGCGGGUCGCGUCCCCAAGCGCAGGAGCGAAGCCUCCGUGGGCGGACCCGGGGCGGCGGGCCCGGCUUGCUCACCUGCCAGCGGCGGUGGCGGCGCGGAAGGCCGUCCGCUGGGUGGGCCGCCCGGGGUGCGGAGCGGAGCGGCCGGCCGCGCGUGGAGCCAAGGCGCCACUGCAGGGAGCCAGCCAUGGAGGGCAAGCCCUUGGUGACGUCCAAACAGAAGACGGAAGUGGUGUGUGGGGUGCCCACCCAGGUGGUCUGCACGGCCUUCAGCACGCACAUCCUGGUGGUGGUGACCCAGUUCGGGAAGAUGGGUACCCUGGUCGCCCUGGAGCCCAGCCCUGUGACCAGUGACAUCAGCAAGCCCGUGCUCACGACGAAGGUUCUCCUCGGGCAGGACGAGCCUCUCAUCCACGUCUUCGCAAAGAACCUGGUGGCCUUUGUGUCUCAAGAAGCCGGAAACAGAGCCGUCCUCCUGGCCGUGGCCAUGAAGGACAGGAGCAUGGAGGGGCUGAGGGCCUUGAGGGAGGUGAUUCAGACGUGCCAGGUGUGGUGACCUGGACUUGCAGCCUCACCUGCGGCUCCGCAGAGCCAGGGGAAGGCAGGGGCCUGGCUCCCGCAGACUUCCGUUUGGUCUCUGACCCCGUCCUGGGAUGGAGGGAGCACGGAUUGCGUGUGGAGAGCGGGGUGGUCUCACCAGGCCCAGUGGGGGCGUGGGUUUGAGAAUUGAAAGGAGUCCUGGCCCUCAGUGUGUGGUACCGGCAAGUGGAGGAAUUGCUUUUGUAUUAAAAACAAGUGCAGAAUCCA
Eptesicus fuscus (big brown bat) is the source of this 855-nucleotide messenger RNA. RefSeq names its product proteasome assembly chaperone 3 (gene PSMG3). The transcript has 3 exons. Gene Ontology annotation, biological process: proteasome assembly. The coding region runs from base 236 to 604 and encodes 122 amino acids. NCBI's taxonomy places the organism in Eukaryota, Metazoa, Chordata, Mammalia, Chiroptera, Vespertilionidae. The record is from RefSeq and is a predicted model, not a curated record.